AUGAUAUCUUCUUCUUCUUCUACUCGUGAUGGUGCUGCUGUUCAAGUAUCUGAAGAAAUCCUUGGUCAUGUUCCUUUAGUGGAUGUCAAAAAGGUUCUUGUUGUUGGUUCAGGUGGUCUUAGUAUUGGCCAAGCUGGUGAAUUUGAUUAUUCUGGCUCUCAAGCUAUUAAGGCUUUACGUGAAUCUAAUGUUGAAACUAUUCUUGUCAAUCCCAAUAUUGCUACUAUUCAAACUUCUCAUUCUUUGGCUGAUCAAGUUUACUUUUUACCUGUGACUCCUGAAUAUUUAGUACAUAUUCUGGAACGUGAACGUCCUGAUGGUAUUCUUCUUACUUUUGGUGGUCAAACUGCUUUGAAUUGUGGUAUUCAAUUAGAUCGUAUGGGUGUUCUUGAUCGUCUUGGUAUCAAGGUACUUGGUACUCCUAUUCAAACUCUUGUUACUUCUGAAGAUCGUGAUUUAUUUGUUAAGGCUCUUAAUGAAAUCGACAUUCCUGUUGCCCAAUCAACUGCUGUAGAAAGUGUUGAUGAAGCUUUAAAUGCCGCUGGUGAGAUUGGUUAUCCUGUUAUUGUUCGAUCUGCUUUCUCUCUUGGUGGUCUCGGAUCUGGGUUUGCUGCCAAUGAAGCUGAAUUACGAUCUCUUGCUACUAAAUCUCUUGCUUUAACUCCUCAACUUUUGGUCGAAAAAUCAAUGAAGGGUUGGAAGGAAGUGGAAUAUGAAGUGGUUCGUGAUGCUGCUAAUAAUUGUAUUACUGUGUGUAAUAUGGAAAACUUUGAUCCUCUUGGUAUUCAUACUGGUGAAUCUAUUGUUGUGGCUCCUUCCCAAACCUUAUCUGAUGAAGAAUAUCAUAUGCUUCGUACGGCUGCCAUCAAAAUUAUUCGUCACUUAGGUGUGGUUGGUGAAUGUAAUGUUCAAUAUGCUUUGAAUCCUGAAAGUUUGGAAUACAAGGUCAUUGAAGUGAAUGCUCGUCUUAGUCGUUCAAGUGCUCUCGCUUCCAAAGCUACUGGUUAUCCUCUUGCUUUCAUUGCUGCAAAGAUUGGUUUGGGUCAUACUCUUCCUAGUCUUCAAAAUGCUGUCACCAAAACAACUACUGCUUGCUUUGAACCUUCUUUGGAUUACAUUGUCACCAAAAUUCCUCGAUGGGAUUUGGGUAAGUUCCAAUAUGUCGAUCGUCACAUUGGAUCUUCUAUGAAAUCAGUUGGUGAAGUCAUGGCUAUUGGUCGUACUUGGGAAGAAAGUUUACAAAAAGCUAUCCGUCAAGUGGAUCCUAGCUGGCAAGGUUUCCAAGCUCUUCCUGCUGCUUUCGAAGACGUCGAUGAUGUGUUGACUGACCCUACUGAUCGUCGUCUGUUUGCUAUUGGUCAAGUGAUGCUUUCGCAAGACAAGGCUAUUCGUGAAAAAUACACCGUUGACCAUCUUCAUGAUUUGACCAAAAUUGACAAAUGGUUCUUACACAAGCUCCAAAAUAUCGCCAAUGUCCAUCACAAACUUGCUGAAACAAAGGGUGUUGACUUGGAAUCUAUUCCUGUGGAUUUGAUCAAGGCUGCCAAGAAGACUGGUUUCUCUGAUGUGCAAAUGGCCAAGUUAUUAGGUGCUGAAGAAUUGGCUGUACGUGAACUUCGAAAGAAACAUGCUAUUACUCCUUUUGUCAAGCGUAUUGAUACUUUGGCUGCUGAAUUCCCUGCUCAUACCAACUAUCUUUACACUAGUUACAACGCUACUUCUGAUGAUGUUACUUUUGAUGAUAAGGGAACCAUGGUACUUGGUUCUGGUGUCUAUCGUAUUGGCUCAUCUGUUGAAUUCGAUUGGUGUGGUGUUUCUUGUAUCCGUGGUCUUCGUGAUGUUGGCGAAAAAACUGUCAUGGUCAACUACAAUCCUGAAACUGUCUCUACCGAUUUUGAUGAAUGUGACCGUCUCUACUUUGAAGAAUUAUCUUUUGAACGUGUGAUGGAUAUUGCUGAAAAGGAAUCUGCCAAGGGUGUGGUUGUCAGUGUUGGCGGUCAAUUACCUCAAAAUAUCGCAUUGAAAUUAUAUGACAACAACAUCAAUGUACUCGGAACUUCUCCAAAGAUGAUUGAUGCUGCUGAAGAUCGAUUCCAAUUCUCAAAGAUGCUUGACAAGAUCGGUGUGGAUCAACCAGCCUGGAAAGAAUUAACAAGUGUGGAUGAGGCUUAUGGAUUUGCUGAUAAGGUUGGUUACCCUGUACUUGUACGUCCCUCUUACGUGUUAUCUGGUGCUGCUAUGAACGUUGCCUAUACUCCUGAAGCAUUGAAGAAGAAUCUAACCGAAGCUGCUAAUGUGUCUCCUCUUCAUCCUGUGGUGAUCACCAAGUUUAUCCAAGGUGCUCAAGAAAUCGAUGUUGAUGCUGUUGCUCAUAAGGGCCAAGUGCUCGUGCAUGCUGUGUCUGAACAUGUAGAAAAUGCUGGUGUUCAUUCUGGUGAUGCUACUUUGAUCUUACCUCCUCGUGAUCUCAGUGCAGAUGUGAUGGAUCGUCUCAAGGAUAUUGCUGAUCGUGUAGCCAAGGCAUUUGAAAUUACUGGUCCCUUCAACAUGCAAGUGAUUAAACAAGACAUCAACAAUGAUACCGCCCUCAAGGUGAUUGAAUGCAACUUGCGAGCAUCUCGUUCUUUCCCAUUCGUUUCCAAGGUACUUGGUGUCAACUUUAUCGAUGUGGCUACUCGUGCUUUGGCUGGUAAAAGUAUACCAGAACCUGUUGAUUUGAUGAAGAAAGAAUAUGACUACCAAGCCAUCAAAGUACCUCAAUUCUCAUGGACCCGUUUACAAGGAGCUGAUCCUUUCUUGGGAGUUGAAAUGGCAUCUACUGGUGAAGUGGCUUGUUUCGGAAAGGAUAAGUAUGAAGCUUACUGGGCAUCUAUUCAAUCUACUCAAAACUUCCGUAUCCCUACUCCUGGUGCUGGUGUGUUGAUGGGUGGUGAUGAUGUAACGGAUUUGGACGAUUAUCUUCAUGUAGCCAAGGUAUUCCAUAAUGAUAUGGGUCAUCCUAUCUUUGUACCUACCAAACAAGAUCAACAAGUACUACAAGAAAAGGCCAACAUUCCAUCUGUGGUUCUCCCUGUGGCUGAAAAGGCUGAAAACAAACGUGAAUUGAAUGCUCUCUUCCAAGACAAUGGUAUUGACUUUGUCAUGCAUCUUGCCAAGAUUCGUGCCCCUGAUCAAUAUGAUGAAGGUUAUAUCUGUCGUCGUGCUGCUGUUGAUUUCGGUAUUCCAUUAUUGAAUGAUUCCAAGGUUGCUCGUUUGUUUGCUGAUGCUUAUGUCAAAAAGUCUACUGAAUUGGCCAAAUUACAACCUGGUGAAUUACCUAGUGAAGUCAAGCGAUGGAGUGACUUUGUAUCUACCAAGAUUUAG
Messenger RNA from Halteromyces radiatus, 3363 nucleotides. RefSeq names its product large subunit of carbamoyl-phosphate synthase. Bases 1 to 3363 code for a protein of 1120 amino acids. Gene Ontology annotation, molecular function: ATP binding; aspartate carbamoyltransferase activity; dihydroorotase activity. Lineage: Eukaryota; Fungi; Mucoromycota; Mucoromycetes; Mucorales; Cunninghamellaceae. The transcript is spliced from 4 exons. Gene Ontology annotation, biological process: 'de novo' pyrimidine nucleobase biosynthetic process; UTP biosynthetic process; L-citrulline biosynthetic process. Gene Ontology annotation, cellular component: cytosol; cytoplasm. The record is from RefSeq and is a predicted model, not a curated record.